Dufourea novaeangliae is the source of this 498-nucleotide messenger RNA. RefSeq lists its product as uncharacterized. The record is from RefSeq and is a predicted model, not a curated record. The transcript is spliced from 5 exons. The annotation marks the transcript as partial. NCBI's taxonomy places the organism in Eukaryota, Metazoa, Arthropoda, Insecta, Hymenoptera, Halictidae.
AUGAAGAGACUUAAUUUAAGAAUAUCUUUACUUGUUUGCAUAGUAUCUUUAAUAUCGGCCUUUGACAAGGAUAAACCAUAUUGCUAUCAAUACAGAUGGAUAGCACCAAUAUUCCAUAAUAGACCUGAAAAAUAUAAUUGUACAUCGCUCAAAGGUAUUCCUUGCAUUGAACCUUUAUUCAUAACAGAGGAACCACCAAAUACAAUUGAAUUCUGGGAGAAUGAGGGAGAAGAUGGAACUUUAUGUCCUUUAACAACUGGAAAUGUUUGUGUAAAAUACACUUUUAUAUUCAAUAAUAACAUUCAGAACACAUCCUCAUUUUGUGGCAAAAUAGUAGAAGAUCAAAUGGUAGCUGUUACAUCAGGAUGUUAUCAACAGAACCUGGAUGGUCAUAUACUUGAGGCAUGUGCCUGUCAAUCCAGAAGAGGAAAAGAACCUUGCAAUGCAUCAAUGAAAAUACAAUAUUCUGGCAUUCUGUUGAUGACAAGCUUAUUAUUU